Ornithodoros turicata is the source of this 2093-nucleotide messenger RNA. Its product is annotated as high-affinity choline transporter 1-like. The coding region runs from base 43 to 2037 and encodes 664 amino acids. Gene Ontology annotation, molecular function: choline:sodium symporter activity. Gene Ontology annotation, biological process: acetylcholine biosynthetic process; transmembrane transport; choline transport. The record is from RefSeq and is a predicted model, not a curated record. The transcript is spliced from 11 exons. Lineage: Eukaryota; Metazoa; Arthropoda; Arachnida; Ixodida; Argasidae. Gene Ontology annotation, cellular component: plasma membrane.
GGUUCUCCCAGUUCUACAGCGAAAACAGUCAGAGCGUGGAAGAUGUACGAGAAAAGACGUUGGACUGGGUUGCUGGCUAUCGUGUUCUUCUACAUCGUCAUACUUGCUGUGGGAAUAUGGGCUGGUCGAAAGACGUCUCACAAGGACGGCGACGGCACGCCCAUAGGUGAAGGCUCGCACAUUAUGCUGGCUGGACGAAACAUCGGCCACUUCGUCGGGAUCUUUACCAUGACAGCCACGUGGGUUGGAGGAGGCUACAUCAAUGGUACGGCCGAGAUCAUCUACACACAGGGACUCGUUUGGUGCCAAGCUCCCUUUGGCUAUGCCAUCAGUUUGAUCAUUGGCGGCCAACUGUUUGCAGCCAAGAUGCGUAAUGCCGGCUACAAGACCAUGUUGGACCCUUUCCAGCAACACUACGGAGCACGUAUCGGAGGGUUGCUUUUUGUGCCGGCGCUCUGCGGGGAAGUCUUCUGGUCAGCAGCAAUAUUGGCUGCACUUGGUUCAACGGUGAAGGUUGUCAUGGAUCUGAACCAGAGAGAGUCCGUCAUCGCUUCUGCCUGCGUCGCUCUCUUUUACACGCUUACCGGCGGUUUAUAUUCGGUGGCCUACACUGACGUUGUGCAGCUCGGCGCCAUCGUUUUUGGCCUGUGGCUGUGCAUUCCUUUUAUAUUGUCCCAAAAGUACGUGGGCAAGGUGAACUUCCCUUCAAAUGACUACGUGGGUAGUCUGGACUGGGGACAGUUCGGAGCCUAUUGGGAUAGCAUGCUUCUGCUCAUGAUGGGUGGCGUCCCGUGGCAGGUGUACUUUCAACGAGUACUUUCAAGCAAGACUGCGGAAGGAGCUGAGCUCUUAUCGUACAUGGCUUCAUUUGGUUGCGUUCUUAUGGCUGUUCCCCCCGUCGUCAUCGGCGCAGCGGCCAAAGUAGCCAAUUUUACGGCCCUGGGAUACUCAGGUCGCCUCCCUCUGAGUCCCGACGAGGCGUCCCUCGUCCUGCCGUUGUCUCUACAGUAUCUGACUCCACCUUUAGUCUCUGCUAUAGGACUGGGAGCCGUCUCAGCUGCAGUGAUGUCUUCCUCGGACUCGUCUAUCCUUAGCGCGGCCUCCAUGUUCGCCUGGAACAUCUACAAGUUGUCUUUACGCCAGUCUGCGUCCGAUAAAGAGGUUAUCUGCGUGAUGCGGGUGGCCAUAUUGUUGGUUGGCGCUCUGGCAACUCUUAUGGCACUCACCGCAAGAUCUGUCUACAGCCUCUGGUCCUUGUCUUCAGACCUUGUGUACGUCAUACUCUUUCCACAACUCGUCUGCGUCGUUUACUUCAAGGACCGCACCAACGCCUACGGGGCGGUGGCAGCUUACAUCGUUGCAGUCGUCUUCAGAGCCGUUGGCGGGGACAGUACAUUGGGCAUUCCGGUUAUCCUGAAGUACCCUUUCUUCUCUGAGCAUGACGGCCAGCGUUUCCCGUUUAAGACCUUCGCUAUGAUGAUGUCCUUCGUGACGCUUAUAUGUUCUUCCGUGGUGUUCAAGUCCAUGUUCCUGAAAUUGCCUCCCAAAUACGACAUCUUCAACUGCUUCGAUAAGUUGGAUCGCAGAAAGUCCAAGACUUCGCUUAUCUCCAGUCGGCAGCAGUCCAUACCUGGAGGUGGUCCAGAACAUCAGGCGGAUGUUGUUCCAGCUAUUGUUGGUCCAGUUCAACAGGGUCCAGUUCAACAGGGUCCAGUCCAACAGGGUCCAGUCCAACAGGGUCCAGUCCAACAGGGUCCAGUCCAACAGGGUCCAGUCCAACAGGGUCCAGUUCAACAGGGUCCCGUCCUAGUAGAGGCUGCUGCCAAGGAGAUGCCUGCAGAUGCCGAGGCGCCACCGUUAACUGAAUCUACAGUCAUAUCGAAGCGGAAAGAGCGGAAGAAGAAGGCGGGGUCUUCACGUAUCGAAGGCACUUCGGACGUCGCUUCGGAAUCGGGAACGAUAACGAGAACGACAACGAGAGAAGGAAAGUCCAAGAAGAAAAAGAGGGGACAUGCCUCCAGGCAGUCAACGACGUAAACCAUCCCAAAAUAUAAUGAUAUAUAGAUAAAAUAGAAGGUGCGACACCAAAAUCA